Molecule: messenger RNA, 5093 nt
Organism: Micropterus dolomieu (smallmouth bass)
Lineage: Eukaryota; Metazoa; Chordata; Actinopteri; Centrarchiformes; Centrarchidae
Product: germ cell-specific gene 1-like protein
Exons: 6
Coding region: 1237-2406 (389 amino acids)
Cellular component (GO): plasma membrane
Source: RefSeq, a predicted model, not a curated record
CUUUUUUUGCACAUGUGUUCUCACAAAAGCUAUCUCUGUCUCUAUUUCUGCCACAAACACAGACACACAGGCGCGCUUCCUCUGUUCCAUGUUUCUGCUUUCUGUCUUUUCAGUUUGAGCGUAACCCCAUUCUCAAGACUAGUUAGGAAUGCACUCUUGACUCUAGAAACUGUUGUACCAGAGCAUAGAUUCUGUGUUUCUGUCAAUCUGUGUCUGAAAAGUGUCCCACUAAAGAAUUUGACUCAAAGAAACUAGAGCAGCAUCAAUGGGGACAAAGAAUCUUUAAACCAAAAUGUCUGAUUUACCUUGGGUAAAAUGGUCAUGGAAGAUUUGAGUAGCAAAAUUUAAACAGUGGCAUUUAUAUGGUGGGGUGGAAAUUUGUGCAUUGGCUCCAUAUUGUAAAUCAAGUUUUGAUAUAUUCUGCUGCAAUGGCUUACAGCAGGACAUUGAUUCCCAACCAGGGGUACGUAGAGAAGUGUUACAUAUGAAAAAAUAAUUACCAAUUUCUAUAUAUAUAAAUAAAAGAUGUUAAAGCUUAAUGUUAAAAAAUAAAAUGAAUAAUGUAAUGGACCAUGUAAUGGUGAAAUAUCUAAAAUUACUGGAGAAAUGGUGGAAUCCGUAAAAGUAAUGCGUAAACAGUUGAAAAAGUGUGGAGUCACUACCUCUCGGAGCCAAAUAUUUGCCACUGAAAAUUGACGUAUGGUAUGGCGAAGAAAUGUUGUCCAGUGUAAUAGUGUGUAUCAGAUAUAUUUAUUCACCAUUUCAAGGUCAUGUUGAUUUUCACAUCAAAACAGUGAGUGCUGCAUGCUUUUACAGGCUGGAAAGAAUUGGAAGAGGGGGCGAGUCAGUGGAGGAGAGAUGAAUGAAACUGAUCAAAAUGAGUCAAGGAAUCAAAAUGAAAACAGAUGGAACACAGUUGUCUGUUUUGGAUUUAUACGGAUGGAUUAAAGAAGAGGAGUGUGUGUGUGUGUGUGUGUGUGUGUGUGUGAGUGAGUGAGUGAUAUGCUCACAGUGGUGUCUGACCGCUGGGGUCGGAUCAUAAAGACUGACAGUCACACUGCUCGCAGAGGUCAGUGUGACGGCCAAAAUCCACUAUCACUCUCACUAUCUGAUUGAGUGAAAGGGAGCGCAGACGGGUGAAGGAGCUGUGCCGGAUGUUUCUUUCACCUUCCACAUUUAACUCCAUGAGGGAACUGAGGACCGAGUACGAAGUAAGAGAGACAGAAGGAGCAGCCCAUGCCGUCAUUUAAUCCCUGCAUGAUGGCAUUCCUGCAGCAGAUGCGUUCCCCUCGCCUCUCCUUUCUCCAGACGGUCGUUUCUCUCUUCUUGGGUGGCAUGGCCCUCAUGUCCUCCUACUGGUGUGUGGGGAAACAGAAGGUGCCCAAGCCACUAUGUUCGGCCACCAAGCAAAGCAACUGCAUCCCCGUUCCUGGCGUCUCCAACUCCUCCAACAUCCAGUUCUCCUGGGAGACGGGGGAUGACCGCUUUGUCUUCCCCGCCUUUCAUACCGGCCUGUUCAUCACCUGUGAGGAGAACAUCUACACAGAUGCAUGGGAGGAGAAGUGUCGAGGGUUUUAUACUGUGACUCCAGGUUCUGAAAAAGCCUCUUCUCCUCACUCUGCAGCAAUGCUGUGGCUGUCUCUAUCACUGGAGCUCAUGUAUGUCGGCCUGCUGUUAAUCAGCUGCACGCUGCUGUCUGUGCAGUUGUGUAUCAGGGCCUGGUUCCCCUCCACGCAGCGCUGGGGGCAGCUGCUCAACUCGUUUGCUGCUGUCUUCACAGUCCUGGGAGGUCUGCUUGGGAUGGUGGGUCACAUGAUGUUCAUGCAGGUGUUUCAGACCACUGCCUCAAUGGGACCUGAAGACUUCAAGCCUCACAGCUAUGGCUACUCCUGGGCGUUCUAUGCUGCCUGGUUUGCCUUUACUGUCUGCAUGUCAGCCGGUGUCUCCACUCUGAACAACUACACCAAGAAGGUCCUGAUGGUGGGACCCAGACGUAACUCCGGCCUUAACCCCUGCAGCUUUAACUUUCUCCUGCCACCGGCUCCUUACUACACCCCUGCCAACCCAGCCAUCACCCUGGCCUGUCCCCCGUCUCCCCCCCAGAUCUCCCACUUAUCUCCCUACUACGACCCCCCGACAGCAACGUUACCUGCCACCACUCCGAGGCUCACGCACUCCCACUCCCUUCCUCUCCCGCACUCUGCUUCCUUCCCUCCUCCCCCCUCCCACCCUGCGCCUGGAUCCCCUUUCCACCGCCUCUCUCUCCCCUCUCCAUCUCCCUCACCCACCCCGUCCGCCUCCGCCCACGUGACCCUGUCACGACACCAGGAAGACCAUUACGAGCCGGAGGAGAACUACAGCCCACUUUCAACUGCUGUACAUAUCCAGACUGGAGUCUUUCUAUGACUACAGGACCUGUGUCUAUCUUGGCAACGCAGUUAAACAUUUGUUAAUAGUCUUGUCAUAUGCUCUGAAUUUACAUGGUCAGCCGUCCAGUCAUCCAGUAAAUCCAGGUAACCAGCGGUGAGCCCCUUCACUCAGUUCUAAUAAAGGCAGCGAACACCUGUUAAUGACAACCACAAAGUAGCCAAUAGAACAUAAUUAAGUUGAAAAUCAAGUUUUAAUAUUGAAAAAUUAAUUGUCAUCCUUAAUGAGAAAUAAUGGUAGCAAAAAUAAAACAGCAUUGGACAUACAAAGCAAUAUGGGAAACAAAACAUAUUUACACAUACAUAUCAAGGCGGUUGCCUUUUUGUUACACCAGGUGGAAACAGAGCUGAUCUGACAAAGACGGAAAGUAUAUGACAGGUUGUGAAGAUGUGCUUUAUUACUGGUACAUAGUUCAGACAAGAUAUUUGAUUAGUAAAUAUAUCUAAAGUUUCAUUUAUAUUGGAUGAGUGUAAAUCAAAAUCUCUGAAAUUUUGUUCUGUUUGCUGCAUUUAAAAUGAACCAAACAGAAAUGAAUUUCAAGUCGCACUAAUUUGGGCUUCAUUACUCUGCCCUUUUUUUUUUUCUUUUUUUUUUUAGAGCUGUCAAUAAAAUAAUGUAGUGUAAGAAUUUCUAAGGAAGCUGACAGCGAUUACAGUGUUGAAUACAUAUAUGAUAUGGCAUUGCAUUCCUACACAUAAACCGGUUUGUUGUCUUCCCUAAUCACAAAUAAUUACAAAAAAACUCAACUGCAUUAUAUUAUUGAUAUUAUUUGAUUAUAUCAUUGCAUAGUCUUAUCAUUAGUUCACACACACAUCUACAACAGGUGACAUUUCAAUGCAUUUUAAGACUUCAAAACGGCACAGCUUUACCCAGUACUUUGAAAAUCAAUGCCAUUACAUUGUAGUUACACUCUCUGUUUGGUGAGUGGCACAUUCUACAAAGUAAAACCAGAGCAUGUAUUUAUAUAUGAAACAAAAGUUGAUGAACUAACAAUAAAAUAACACAAAAACUAUCAACUAAAAUAAUAAACUCGCCCCUUUUUAUCCAACACUCAUAUCCAUAUAUAAAUGUACAUUACAAAAAAAAGACCACAGAUUUUACUUUCAACCUUUGUUAUAAGCCAGAAAUAAUGAUCGAUCUUAAUUUAUCAUAGCAUCUUCUAUGCAUUAGAUGCCCUCAAGAAAUCCAGCCCAAACUCUGGGUUGAAAAUACACUCAAAUACAACUGUGAUUGAUUGAGCUUGCCUUUUACUGCAAAAAUAUCCAAAACACUCCACAAAGUGUGAAACCCUGACUAUCUGACAGCAGACUAAAUUAAACACUAAUAUGUAUUUGAGAGGAUCAACAGGUCUGCUAUAUCUUGACCUGAAUAUACACUAGCAGCUCAAAUCUGAUGUCCGAAACCUAUCCUAUCUGGGACUAGCUGAAAGAGUAUAUCCAGCCAAUGCUCUAGUGUCCUUCUCAUGCAGUCUUCUUGCGUAGCACAAAGUAAAUGAUGGAGGAGAUGAACGUGAGGCCAAAGCUGAUCCACGCCAGGAUGUAGCAGUGACCGUACCAGCCCAAAGUACCCUCAUCGAUGUGGAAGCGAUCUGUGUAGAUGGAGGCUGCGAUCAUGAUGCACAGGCCUGGAGGGAAAGAGACAUGGACAUCAGUCAGGGAAGAGAAUGACAGAAAGAAAGAAAAAUAGGGAAGAUACGGCGAGAGGGGGAACAAGGGAAAAUAUAAAAAAAAUACUCACUGGCUAACAGCUGAAAGAUGCCAGAGACGGUGAACCUCUGUCCUUUGCUGAGGGUGAAGAGCUGAGCCACAAACACAAAGAUGCCCAGGAUGGAGAAUAUACAAGCUAGCACUGAGCUGGCCUGCACUGCCUGGAGGUAAUCUGCAGGGGGAGCCAGAGAGAGGGCAAUACAAUGAAGAUGCUGUGUGUGUGCGAUGGGGGAGUAUCCUCAAUAUGUGCUAAACUUCAUAAUAACAUCCAGGAAAAAGUAAUACGUUUGCAGUGACACUGUGUUUUUAAAAAAUCUGAUUCAAACGUCCCAGAUAUUUUAAACGGGCUGAUUAUAGUGCCAUGUAAAGCAAAUUUAUGUUUGGGAGGUCAAUAGUUGUAAUUACUGUAUGACCAAAACUAUACCCAUCACUAUACAUAAGGUUCAGGAGAUAAACACAAGUCAUUACUUUCAGUUUCAAUUUGGUCUCUUCUGCUUCUCUGUUUCUAUGGCAGCGUCAUUCUGGCUAUACUGUCUGCUAAUUUGCAAUGCGGACAAAAUCAUCUGGAUGACUGCAAACCCAUUGUGUGUCCCCAAGUGAUUUACAUGCACAUGUUCUGGGAGAUUGCCAGAAGAAACAGCACUGUAAAGUCAGAUUGCCUCUAUAUGGUUUGGUAACGCAAACCAUAUACUUGAAGGGUUGUAUUCAAUGUGUAUCAGACAGCUAUCAAAACAUUAUUGUUCCAGAUAAUGACUCAAACAUAGAGAUAUAAAGGUAUCAAUAGAAAGGCGUGUUUGAUGAAAGACUUUAUGGGCCGCUAAACCCAUUUUCUCAAUCAGAUGCUUGAUGCUAGAAAAAAGAUUUGGAUCCAAAUCUGAUGGCAGAUGAUGACACACCCACACAGCAGAUUGGCUUGGAGUUUUUGAGUGUUAAACUCUUAAUAAAUGAUACCUAAAGAUA